Messenger RNA from Rana temporaria (common frog), 6310 nucleotides. RefSeq lists its product as uncharacterized. NCBI's taxonomy places the organism in Eukaryota, Metazoa, Chordata, Amphibia, Anura, Ranidae. Gene Ontology annotation, molecular function: nucleic acid binding. Bases 617 to 6310 code for a protein of 1897 amino acids. The transcript has 4 exons. The record is from RefSeq and is a predicted model, not a curated record. Gene Ontology annotation, biological process: DNA integration.
UGUAGUGACCAGUUUCACAAGACAUCUUAAAGCUAUUACAAUUUGCAAACCUGACGAACACCAAAGCCUGUGAGUAAAGGGGUUUUGCUAGUUCAGCUUGUGUAGAGGGAUGCUAGACAUUGCAGAUAGAUAAUGUGUGUUUCAGUGUAGUAAGCAAGCACAUGUUAGGCCUAUCUUUUGUAUUAGCUAUGUAUAAUGUAUGUUGCUUGAUUAGCCAUGCUUAUAUUUGUUUUCUAUGUUUGUUUCACAGUUUUACCACAUCACAUCUCAUCCCAUAUCAUCAUACUAUUGUACACAUUCCUGUUCAUUAUUUCUCAGUAAAGAUUGCAUCAGUUCAACAACCAGCGCGUCUUUCAUUGGGACUUGGUUUAUACUUGAUGUUAAGCUGUGUACCUAAAGCAACACACACAGCCGAGGCAUUACAGUAAAAAGGCUUUAAAAAGUUGUCAGAAGCAGUUAAACAGCUUUGAAUCGUCGUUCCGCAGUAAAAGGACUAAUAACUCCUUUCAGCCACGUGGAGUGAAGCUAAAGUGAAACUAAUUUCUCUCAAUCACUACAACACUGAUACUGCCUGUGUCCAGUCAUCAUCAUUAUCCACGCUGCCAGCUAAAUCAAGAUGCAGAACACAGAGAACAACACUCUGACAGUUAACCCUCAAUGCUCCUAUAAGGAGGAUGACACACACAGCUUGCCAAGAAUCAAGUCUAGAUGCACAACAUUGUCUAGAGCAUCCAGUCAAACAAAUCUGACUUCAGCUAGCGCCGAUUCAGCAAGAUCUAAGCGUACUAGUUCUAGACAUUCAAGCAUCACCAGUCUGUCAUCGGCUAGCGACAAAGCGACUAAGGCAAGAGCAAAAGCAGAGGCAGCUUUCGCCAUGGCUUCUUAUGCGGAGCAAGAAGCUGAAUUGAUGAGAGAAAAAGCAAAGAGUGAAUCUGAAGCAGUCAAAAAGAAAGCAGAAAGUGAAUCUGAAGCACUCAAAAAGAAAGCAGAAGUGGAAGCAUCUUUACACUUACUCAAACAGCAGAAAAACGCUGCAGCAGCCUUAGCCGAGGCAGAAGUUUUCACAAGGGCUGCCGAAGCUCAGUACGAUGGCAUAGAAAACCAGACGUCAUCCCACAGCGCAAUCCAGCGCACCCGUGAGUACGUACAGUCACAAGCAACCAUGUACACCGACCAGCAGUCCAAUGACGCACCUAGGUCUUCAUUGACUCCACCAGCAAUAAGCAACUUUGAUACUACGCAACAUUGCAAGGCUGAAUCAGAAUCCCAGAGUGGGAAGUCAAGUGGUCGCAUGCUCGGAGACCAAUCUGCCAACCCUCCAAGAGUGCAAACGGAUGCUCACGUACUCCCUCCUCAAGCAAAUACAAGUCUGGAUUAUAGCAGAAAGACUAACAACAGACGAGAACAACCACCUAAACAAAGUGGAUUCAGUCAAGCGCCUCAUCAGCCUUACCAGCCGCAGCCAUACCCUGAGUUUACACCCGAGAAGUAUUCGCCAGACGCAACAAGUGCUAUAGAAGUGGCAAAAUUCCUGAUGCACCGUGAGAUAGUAGGCGCUGGUCUCAUGAAAUUCGAUGACCGUCCAGAAAACUACUGGGCCUGGAAGUCAUCUUUCCUGAGUGGUACCCAAGACUUAAAUCUGACAGAGAAAGGAAAGCUUGACCAGCUCGUCAGAUGGCUAGGACCAGAGUCCACUGAGCAAGCCCAAAGGAUCAGAUCAGUACAUGUUCAUGACGCAGCAGCAGGACUUGCAAUGGUGUGGCGGAGACUAGAACAAUGCUAUGGUUCACCUGAAGUGAUCGAGGAUGCUCUGCUGAAAAGGAUAGAAAACUAUCCAAGAAUAACAAGUAAGGAUUACCAAAAGCUGAGAGGUUUGGGAGACCUACUCUUAGAAAUAGAAGCCGCUAAGUCUAGUGGAUAUCUGCCAGGUCUCUCAUAUCUGGAUACAGCACGUGGAGUUGAGCCCAUAAUCGAGAAACUUCCUUACAACUUACAAGAAAGGUGGGUAGCUCAAGCUUCAAGAUACAAGAAAGAUCAUCGAGUUGCAUUUCCACCGUUCGCCUUCUUCGCUGAAUUCAUAGAAGACCAAGCUGAAAUACGCAAUGACCCAAGCUUUGCUUUCCUGAACACGAGAACGGCAAGCUUCCCAAAGGUAGAGCAGAAACCUCCAGGGCUUUACAAAGAACGCAGAGCAACAGUUUCUGUAAGGAAGACAGAAGUUCCGCCUGAAUCUGCAGCCAAUCAGGAAGACAACACAAGGAAGAAAGUUGAGCAGCCAGACAAAAUAUGUCCUAUCCACAACAAGCCUCAUCCACUAAGAAAAUGUCACAGUUUCAGAAAUAAGACAUUAGAAGAGCGCAAAGCUUAUCUUAAAGACAAUAAUAUUUGUUUCAGAUGCUGCGCUUCAAUUCAGCAUCUUGCAAAAGACUGUACAAAAACAAUACAAUGCGCAGAGUGUAACAGUGACAAACACUUGUCAACACUGCACCCGGGACCACCACCAUGGAAACAAGAAGUUCCGGCAACUCAAGAAGAUCAUGGUGGGGAGCAAGGCGAGAGUACAACGCCAGCAGUAACCUCAAAGUGCACUGAGAUCUGUACAGAGCAGGGCCGCUCAAGAUCAUGCUCCAAGAUAUGCUUAGUCAAGGUGUAUCCAGCAGGUUUCAGAGAGAAGGCAAUCAAAGUGUACACAGUCUUGGAUGAACAGAGUAACAGAUCUCUGGCAAAAACAGAAUUCUUUGACCUCUUCGGUGACAAAGGAAGUCCAACUCCAUACACCUUGAAGACUUGUUCUGGAGUUGUAGAGACAAUAGGGAGAAGAGCAAAUAACUACAUCAUCGAGUCAUUAGAUGGAAAGACAAAGGUGACUCUUCCUACCUUCAUAGAAUGUGAUGAGAUACCAGACGACAGGUCAGAGAUUCCCACACCUGAAGUUGCUCGUCAUCACCCACAUCUGGUGCGAAUAGCAGACCAAAUACCAGAACUAGAUCCAGAUGCUGCAAUCACCCUUCUACUUGGGAGAGAUAUUCUCAGAGUGCACAAAGUCAGAGAACAGUACAAUGGGCCACACAAUGCACCAUUUUCACAACGCCUUGAUCUCGGAUGGGUCAUCGUUGGAGAAGUAUGUCUAGACGGACUGCACAAACCAGCAAAGGUAAAUGUCUACAGAACGCAUCUGUUGCAGAAUGGUCGUACAUCUUGUCUUUGCCCAUGUACCAACAGUCUACACAUUAAAGAGAGAUUAGAUAACCCAACACAUCAUCGAAGUAUCCAGAGGUGCAUGGAAGACUUAGCCUCAACUGGAAAUGCAGAUGAACUGGGUUGUAAGGUGUUUGAAAGAACACGAGACGACGACAAGCCAGCACCCUCGGUGGAAGAUACCCUCUUCCUCGAGAUCAUGGACAGAGAAGUCUACAGAGACAAGUCAGGCAGCUGGGUAGCCCCUCUACCCUUCUGGUCACCACGCCAUCGCCUUCCUGACAAUAGGGUACAAGCAGAGAAACGCUUCAGUUUGUUGCAGCGCACUCUACAAAGAAAACCAAAUAUGAAGAAACACUUCCAAGCCUUCAUGCAAAAGAUUUUUGACAACAAGCAGGCAGAAAGGGCACCACCACUACAAGAAAACCAAGACUGGUACUUACCAAUAUUUGGGGUGUAUCAUCCUCAGAAACCAGGUCAGAUACGUGUAGUAUUUGACUCUAGUGCGAAGCACGAAGGCAUCUCAUUAAACGACGUCCUUCUCAGCGGACCUGACCUGAACAACACACUCCUUGGAGUACUCAUCAGGUUCAGAAAAGAACUUGUAGCAGUAACAGCAGAUGUACAACAGAUGUUCUACUGUUUCUUUGUUCGAGAAAAUCACAGAGACUACUUAAGGUUCCUGUGGUAUGCAGACAAUGACUUUAACAAAGACAUCACAGAGUACAGGAUGAAGGUACAUGUGUUUGGAAACAGCCCUUCCCCAGCUGUAGCUAUCUACAAUCUGAAACAAGCAGCACAGCAAGGUGAAAGACAUGGUCAAGAAGCCAAACAGUUCGUCAUGAAGAACUUCUACGUGGACGAUGGACUUGCUUCUUUCUCCAGCAACGAAGAAGCUAUUAACGUCCUGAAAAGUACAAAAGAAAUGUUGGCAGAAUCCAACAUAAGAUUAAACAAGGUAGCUUCCAACAGCUACAGAGUCAUGGAAGCAUUUCCAAUGGAAGACCGUGCUAAAGACCUCAAAGACUUAGAUCUAGGAACAGAAUCACCACCCUUGCAAAGAAGUCUUGGGCUUAGUUGGGACCUAAAGACUGACAGUUUCACCUUCAGGGUCUCCAGAGAAGAGAAACCAUUCACAAAAAGAGGCGUCCUAUCUACAGUCAACAGUCUUUAUGACCCCCUGGGAUUCGUAGCACCCAUCAUCAUGCAAGGCAAAGCUCUUUUGAGACAGAUCACUACUGAGCAAGAACAAAUUGACUGGGACGUACUUCUUCCUGAAGAGAAGCAAAUGCAGUGGAAGUUGUGGAAAGACUCAUUGUUAGAGCUUGAACAACUCAACAUUCCAAGACCGUACGUAUUUGUUUCCUUGUCUGCUACAAAGAGGAGAGAAUUAUGCGUAUUCUCUGACGCUUCCACUAUGGCUAUCGCAGCUGUAACUUACCUUAGGGUAAUAGACACUGAGGGACAAAGCCAUGUUGGGUUCAUCAUGGGAAAAUCUAAACUAGCUCCCAGACCUGCUCACACUGUCCCACGUCUAGAACUUUGUGCUGCUGUCUUAGCGGUAGAGAUGGCAGACAUGAUUACGACUGAACUGGACAUUGAGAUCCAUGCAGUGAACUUUUAUACCGACAGCAAGAUUGUGUUAGGAUAUAUUCACAACGCUUCAAAAAGAUUUUACACAUACGUGACCAACAGAGUGACACGUAUCAGAAAGUCUACAAGUCCAGAUCAGUGGCAUCACAUCAGCACAGACAAGAAUCCAGCUGAUCAUGGGACAAGAUUGGUGUCAGCCGCUGUACUCAAGAAAACUAACUGGUUCGUAGGUCCAUCGUUUCUUGGUAAGCCAGAAACCAAAGAGACUACUCAGGUAGAGACCUUUCAGCUCAUAGAACCAGAUCAAGACAAAGAGCUAGAUACUCCUGCAGAGCUACUAAUACUGAUCAGCGUAGCAACGACCAUCUUGAACAAGCUAAGGUUCGCGAUCAUCAAAUGCAUCCAGCAGGAAGUCUUUAAAGAAGAAAUUCAAAGCCUUCUGAAAAAGGAAGAGAUUUCUCGACACAGUUCGCUCAAGAAGUUGAACCCUAUCCUCGACGAAGACAGAGUACUAAGAAUUGGAGGUCGUUUGUCGGCAGCGGAUAUGACUAUCCAAAAGAGACAUCCCUUCAUCAUACCUAAGAAUCAUCACAUCGCUCUUCUUCUGGUAAGACACUAUCACGAGCAAGUUGCACAUCAAGGACGACACUUCACUGAAGGAGCAGUACGGUCAGCAGGAUUGUGGAUCAUAGGAGGUCUAGACGUUUUUGGACCAUGGAACAUCUCUUCUCGCAAGACCAGAGGAGGCAGUGCCGAAAGUAAACGUUGGGCUGUUCUGUUCUCUUGCCUGAGUACUAGAGCAGUUCAUAUUGAAGUGAUUGAACCUUUAUCCACUUCAAGUUUCAUCAAUGCCUUGAGAAGAUUCUGCUCUAUCAGAGGACCAGCGAAAUUGAUUCGUUCAGACCGUGGCACAAACUUUAUUGGGGCCUGCAAGGAGUUGAAGAUCAUCUCUACAGACUCUGAAACAGGUUCCUAUCUUCAAGAUCAAGGAUGCACUUGGACUUUUAAUCCUCCACACGCAUCGCAUAUGGGAGGAGCCUGGGAGAGGAUGAUUGGAGUAGCUCGUCGUAUUCUGGAUGCCAUGCUCCUGAAGGUUGGGUCUACUCGCCUCACUCAUGAAGCUUUGACUACACUAAUGGCUGAAGUCGUGGCCAUUAUGAACGCCAGACCUUUGGUUCCAGUGUCUACAGAUCCAGAGAUGCCGUCAGUCUUGACACCCGCAAUGCUGCUGACCCAGAAGAUGGAACCAGUGACAGCUCCCACAGGAGACUUUGACCUCAAGGACUUGUACAUCAAGCAAUGGAGACAAGUUCAAAGUCUUGCGGACAUUUUCUGGAAGAGGUGGAGACAGGAAUACCUGGUGACACUCCAGCCACGCAAGAAAUGGCAAGAUGACAAACCCAACUUACAAGUUGGAGACAUUGUCUUAUUAAAAGACACUCAGGCCCACAGGAACGAAUGGCCUAUUGGACUCAUUGUGGGGACUGAUCCUAGUAGUGAUGCUAGAGUUAGAAGUUAG